This is a messenger RNA of Xiphias gladius (swordfish), 3782 nucleotides long. RefSeq names its product G1/S-specific cyclin-D2-like. Gene Ontology annotation, biological process: mitotic cell cycle phase transition; regulation of cyclin-dependent protein serine/threonine kinase activity; positive regulation of G1/S transition of mitotic cell cycle. Lineage: Eukaryota; Metazoa; Chordata; Actinopteri; Istiophoriformes; Xiphiidae. Gene Ontology annotation, molecular function: cyclin-dependent protein serine/threonine kinase regulator activity. The coding region runs from base 47 to 931 and encodes 294 amino acids. The transcript has 5 exons. The record is from RefSeq and is a predicted model, not a curated record. Gene Ontology annotation, cellular component: cytoplasm; cyclin-dependent protein kinase holoenzyme complex; nucleus.
AAAAAAAAAAAAAAAAAGAAGUGGGGGGGAAGAAGGGGGCCGAGUCAUGGAGCUUUACUGCCUGGAGUCGGACAUAACCGUGAAAGCCCAGCCUGACCCAAACAUCCUCUAUGAUGACAGAGUGUUGCAAAGCUUAUUAACAAUUGAGGACAGGUUUUUACCUCAGUGCUCAUACUUCCAGCGGGUCCAGAAGGACAUUCAGCCUUAUAUGAGACGAAUGGUUGCAGGCUGGAUGCACGAGGUUUGUGAAGAGGAGAAGAGUAACGAAGAUGUCUUCCCUUUAGCCAUUAAUUAUUUGGACAGAUUUUUAGCAGUGAUGCCCACUAGAAAGAGCUAUUUGCAGCUUCUGGGAGCCGUGUGCAUGUUCCUGGCCUCCAAGUUAAAGGACAGCAGGCCGCUAUCAGCAGAAAAACUUUGCAUGUACACAGACAACUCCAUCACACCACGGGAACUGCUGGACUGGGAACUGGUGGUGCUGGGGAAAUUGAAGUGGAACAUGGCCUCAGUCAUUCCCAAUGAUUUUAUAGAGCACAUCAUACGCAGGCUGCCCCUUCCCAAAGACAAAGUGGCGAUGGUCCGCAAACACACACUGACAUUCAUCGCCCUCUGUGCCACAGAUGACCGCCUUGCCAUGAACCCUCCUUCCAUGAUUGCCUCGGGCAGCAUGGGAGCUGCUGUCUGUGGCCUCCAGCUGGACCACACUGACCAGAGGCUGAGUCGAGACAACCUGACAGACCUGCUGGCCAAGAUCACCAACACAGAGGUGGAUUGUCUGAGGGCGUGCCAGGAACAAAUCGAGCGUGUGCUAGCCACCAGCCUGCAGCAGGGCCAGCAGUACCGGCAGGAUACCAGGGUCAGAGCAGGCAACAAAGCGAGGGAGCAGCAAGACCAGUCCAGCACCCCCACAGAUGUACGUGAUGUCAACUUAUGAACUCCCGUCGCAACCUGACUCGCACACCACCCAUGCCUGUCUACCAAUGAACUAACCGGAGCGAUCGAGGGGGCAUGAGAUGCCAGUAUCUACGUCAAGUCACUGCAUGAGCGAUGGUGUGACAAUCUAUGAACUUUUAGAAAUUAAGAAAUUUCUAGUUUUUCUCUUUUUUGCCCCAUUCAUACCUGGCUGGCUGUACUUUCACCUUUUGUACAGGCCACAUUUAAUCAAACAAGCUAUUUAAAAAAAAAAAAGGUAAAUUCUUGAAAACUUGAUAGUGCCUUAGGUUUCCCAGAAUGGAAACCUGAAUAUAUUUUCAUACUUGAAAAAAAAAAAAUAGCAUAAUUAUAUGAAAUAUACAUAUUUCUUUUGAUGCAACCUAGCAAAAAUAAAUAUGAUAAAUAAUGUAUAUUUAGCUAGCAUUAGUUAUGUUAAUCUUUAUCAUCUUUAGCAAACAGUUAUCAAUUCACAGUUUUAUCGGGGGUUUUUCCUCAUCUGAAAAUCCAUGUAGUAGUGAUUGAAAUGCUGAUAAUACAGUACAUGGCAUUUAAACAAAGCUGAUAUCCAGCCAGAGGAGCGCUACUGUAGCUGGCUGCUCUCUCUAUCUAUCAUACUGUGUGCACCUGUAGCACUGCUUACUAUUUAUGCUGAAAAGUGCUGGCCAGGAGUGGGCUGGGCCUGCUCACCGAAGAAGGACAUGAGGGGGGGUUUGAGCAGUGGCUAAUGUCUGAAAGGUUAAGGCAGAAGACAAGGUCAGUUAUUAAGGUCUUGAUUUCCCUGCUGAAUCCACAGACUAGUACAGUAUGUUAACAGGACUGUGUGUACAUGUAUAUGAUUUCAGCGAGGCUACAUUUAAAUGUUCCGAUUUUGGUGUCGCUCCUACGCGUUAGAGAGCAGUUACAAGUGUUUAGUAGUUAGUUUAGAGGGGGUUUUAGCCUGAGUCAGGUAGUAGUGAUGUCAUGUUACUUGUGAAAAAGGAGAUUUGGCAAGUUUUUACUGGUUUGAGGGGAAACGAAUGAAGAAUGAAGGGGUUCUUGUAAGGUUUUUGGGAAAAGAUAAGCAUGUGGAAAGUUGGGGAAAAAAACGCAAGAAGUCUGGAUUGAUGAAUGAUAGCGAAACAACGAGGAAGUUUACUUAAGCUAUAUGAUGUUUCUGCAGUUACACAAUACUUGAGUGACACACAGAAGGAGGAGAAAUCCCUGAUGAUGUCCACGGGAUCAGUUUGGGUGUGCCGCAGUUUCUCCUGUUAUCAAUUAUACCUUUUAACUUUUUGGAGAGAGGGCGACUUAUAACAAUAUUGAUGCACUUUUAAAAACACACUCCUUAAGAUUGGUAAGGGGGAUGGUGGUUGAGGAGAGUUCAGUGGGUUGUUAGGGUCAAUUAUGUUCUUAUUUUAGUUUUUCUUUAAGUUAUUUUUUUUUUUUUUUUUUUUUCUGGGCUGGAUUCCCAUGGGGUAACGCACGUUGUCUUGAAAGCUACGCCUCGACAGGUGAGGAGACGUAGGAUAAUCGGUGUUAUAGUAUAAUAGUAUAGAAACUACGGAAAGCCAAGUCACAUGUAGACUUAGAUUUUUUUUUUUUUUUUUUUUUGGUUCAAAGCGUUUAUUUACUUGAAAUUUGUUCAUUCAUAGCCAAAACCUUCCAAUAGUUUUUUUUUUUUUUCAAAGAGUUACACACAAACUGUGUCCAAAAUAUUCUUGUUAAUGUUUUGCUCUUUUUAUGUAAACUGCUCUCUGAACUGAAAUUUUAAAACUGCCAUUUUUGUGACUUCUCUCCAGUUAUGGACAUGGGUAGGAAGGGGUUUACAUAGUGUGAAAGCUUGUAUAUAACCAAUUUCCCCAAGAGCAGAAAUGCCACAAAUCCUCAUUACGUUUUAGAAAGAAAUAGUUUCUAAAUUAUAUACAUGCAUGUUGUGCAAAAGCCAAAUGUUUUUUUUCCUAAAAAUGUGCUUUAAAAAAGACAAAAUGUUUAUGCAUUUAAAGGUUUUGUGUGUAAUUUGUAAGACAUAAUUCCAAAGUGAGAAAAAUAGAUUAUACACAUGAUUCUCUUGCUGCUAUGAAGCUUUUCCUUUCUAGUCUUACACAAAGAUGCCUUAUUGUGAUUCACUUGUGUGCUGCUAUAUUAUGAAUUUUGUAUACGUAACAAGUCUUCUUUGCUUUUCUGUUGUAUAUGUACUGGAGGGAACGUAACACAGUUUGGUGCGGGACUGGAAGUACUUGUGUUUGCCGAUCUUUUUGAUUAGCAUGUUUUAUUCUUUUAUUGUUUCAUUUGUAUCUUUAUAUUCUAUCAUAUUCUUGCUGCUUCUUUGUAAUGUUUGUGUACCUCAGGUUAAUUUGGACGGAUAGAGCGAGAGCCCAUCUCAUCAUUACCUCAUCACAUUUCACAUCACACACGUCGUUUUCACUCUGAAUUUGUUGGACGGGUUUCACUUUUUUUUCUGUCUGGAUGAGAGGAAGUAUGGUGCUUCUUCUCUUUAAAUAAAAAAAAAAAAAUUUCAACCGCCAGAUUCCACUGAGCAGUUAAAAGUGCCUAUACUUUAAAAUAGGUCGUUUCAUACAUCUGGUGCUAAGUCAAAAACAGCGUAUACCGUAUGUUAUACAUGUAUCAGAAAGACAAAAAAAAAGGUAUAUUUUUUUCCUACUUGGAGUUUCAUUGGCAUGUUUUGAUCAGUUCAUUGGAAUAAAGUGGAAUAUUGUUUAGUUUUGAGGUACCCAUUUAGUCAAAGUUUAAACCACGUGAAUGUUUUAGCGUUGUUCAGUGUGGUUGUUAUUCCAAACUCCUCUCCCACUGUCCCCAUGUGCAACCACACAGUGUACCUCAACAAUUUCUCCUCAAUAAAUUGGCUAAAAUCA